Molecule: messenger RNA, 1935 nt
Organism: Sorghum bicolor (sorghum)
Lineage: Eukaryota; Viridiplantae; Streptophyta; Magnoliopsida; Poales; Poaceae
Exons: 7
Coding region: 1-1935 (644 amino acids)
Molecular function (GO): protein dimerization activity
Source: RefSeq, a predicted model, not a curated record
AUGCCGCCGAUACGAAAUCAACUCCAGAUAGACCGUGGCUUCCUGGUCUCCUGCCGACGCUGCCGUCUUGCGCUCGUGACGGCGCUCGCGGCCACCCACGACAGCGACGCCGACUGCUCCUUCCGCUGCCAACGACGCACCGCCGCCACCCGCCCGCCCCAGUUCCUGCCGCCGCCGCCGCCCGCAGGCCACAGGUUGGCGCUCAGUGUUAAUGUAUCAAGUGAUGGGGAUAGUGUUGCUGAAGUGAAUCAGAUCUGUGAUGAUAAAUAUCCUCUCUGGAAGCAUGUUAAUAAGGUCGAGAAAAAUGGUCCUGAUGGAGGAAAUGCUGUGACAGUACCAAUUCUUGAGCAACUUCGCAAGGAAGUGGUUGAUGCUGAAGCAGCCAUCUCCAACAGCAAACCAAAGAGUUUUCCCCUGCCAGUACACAUAGGGAGUACAGGAUUACCCCCUUCUGGAGGUACAAGUGCCCAGUCAAAGAAAAAAAAGAGGCAAUCAGGCAUUGAUGAAAGCUUUUUUCGUGAACGCCGCCAAAUUGCUGAUGCUCUUGUUGGAAGAAUGUUCUAUACAGGAGGUGUCUCAUUCUAUUUAUCAAGAAAUCCAAAUUUUCGAGCUUUACUAACAUAUCUUGCAAACACUGAUUUGGGUGGAUAUGUACCUCCUAGUUACAAUAAGUUGAGGACUGCUCUUCUCCAACAAGAGAGAUUAAAUGUUGAGAGGCUAUUGGAACCAUGCAAGAGUACAUGGCCCACAAAAGGGAUUACAAUUACAGCUGAUGGGUGGACUGAUCCUCAGCGGCGCCCACUCAUCAACUCUAUAGCUGUAAAUGAAGAUGGCCCUAUGUUUUUGGGAGCUGUUAACACUGAAGGAGAGAUUAAGAGAUCCCAAUACAUUGCUGACAAGUUGAUCUCUGUGAUUGAAAAUGUUGGACCAAAGAAUGUGGUCCAAGUGAUUACAGACAAUGCAGCGAACUGCAAGGGUGCUGGGCUCAUGUGGAUUAAGGAUACUGUGGAGUCUGCGUUCUUGAUCAAGAACUACAUCAUGAACCAUGGUAUGCGCCUAUCAAUGUUUAAUGAGUACAGUAAACUCAAAUUUCUUGCUGUUGCUGAUACAAGAUUUGCGUCACAUGUUAUUAUGUUGAAGAGGUUUCUUGUUCUCAAAGAGUCUCUUGUGUUAAUGGUUGUUGGUGACAAGUGGUCAACAUAUAGGGAAGAUGAUGUAGAGAAAGCAAGAUCUGUAAAAGAAAAGUUGCUUGAUGACUUUUGGUGGGACAAUGUUAAAUACAUUGUUGAAUUCACUGAGCCUAUUUAUUCAAUGCUAAGGGUAGCAGACACAGAUAAGGCAUGCCUCCAUCUGAUUUAUGAGAUGUGGGAUAGCAUGAUUGAGAAAGUGAAAGACCGUGUUGAGGUCUUGGAAAUGAGGAACAAGUGCUUUAGAAAAAUGUUUCCCAAUCCAAAGGAUCUUAGGACAAUCAAACGACAAUUUGCUGAUUUUUCUCUAUUUGGAGCUGGCUUUGCGGAUCGUGAGUCAAUUGAAGAUCGAGCUCUUUUUGAACCAAAACAAUGGUGGGGCCUCCAUGGUCAAAGGACCCCAGAAUUGAAAGCAUUAGCACUGAAGUUACUUGGGCAGCCGGCAUCUUCUUCUUCAUGUGAAAGGAACUGGAGUACCUAUGGAUUUAUUGAUAGUGCACUCAGGAAUAGGCUUACUCCUCCAUGUGCUGAGGAUUUAGUGUUUGUCCAUAGCAACAUGCGUCUACUGUCAAGGAAGUUUGAAGAUUAUAAGAAGGGGCCAACUCAGAUGUGGGAUGUUGGGGCAGAUAAUCAUGAGACCUUUACUGGUGCUGGCAUUCUUGAACAUGCUGAUCUCUCACUCGAUGAGCCAGAAUUUGAAGGGAUGAUGUUUGAAGAUGAAGAAGGCGGAUCUGCCACUGAGCCUUAA